Daphnia pulicaria is the source of this 2110-nucleotide messenger RNA. RefSeq lists its product as uncharacterized. Bases 101 to 1738 code for a protein of 545 amino acids. The record is from RefSeq and is a predicted model, not a curated record. The transcript is spliced from 6 exons. Lineage: Eukaryota; Metazoa; Arthropoda; Branchiopoda; Diplostraca; Daphniidae.
AUCAGUCGUCCGUUUUAAGUUAACCGUUUUUACUUUAUUAAGCAGUUUUAAAAAGUAAUAAGUAAAUAAGUAAUAAGUAAAAGCUACAACGAGAAGAGAAAUGCGUUUCAUAUACUUCUUUGCUUUUAUUUUGUCGGCCUUUCAUUUGUUUUGUUUGACUUUAGUGCACGGCAAAAGAAAUGCUGAAUAUAGGUCAGACCAGUCAGACCAUAAAGAAAAUUUUAGAUAUUCUGCACUGAAAGAUGAAAAACAAUUACAAGAGGGUCAGCUUAAUUACAAUUUGGUGGUACGUGAUUCACAAAUGCCCCGGUAUGGUUCGUGCUGGAAAAAUGCCUUAAAAGAACUAGAAACGGGUUGCAAACACCUGACAGAUGAUUUGCAAAGGUGGCUGGCUCUCCAGUUUACAAAUUGUUUUUUAGAAAAAGCUGGGCAAACCACAUACCCAUGUGACAACAAUGACGAUAUUAGUGUAUGCCUAAGCCAGAUGAAUAAUAAUGGCUUCACAGCAUUUACAAACUUCUUCACUCAUACCCAGAGUAUGUGUUACUUUCUCCAGACACAAGUAUGGCAAGAAGAAACAGAGAAUACAGUUGCUAAGUUGACAGACAAUUCAAUGAAAGUUGUUCAGACACUGGAGGACACUAAUGAAUUACAAGAUGCAAUUUUGGAAGCUCAACGAAAAUCCCUUUCUCAACAAGAACGUCUUCUAGAAAGUAGCUCUCAACUGGGCAUUGCUCUUGACAUGUCUAAAGAUAAUGUUAAAGAUAUGCUUGAAGAAUUCAGGUCAUCCACUAGUGAACAGAGAAAUAUGAUAUUUGAAGUCUUUGACAGACUUUCAAAACUCCAGAAUCUUGUAUUAGGAGAGGUGUCAGGAUUUUAUAGUCUAAUAUUCUAUCCAACGGCUUUACUGACGGUUUAUUUACUGACAUCCACUUCUCGUACUGCUGCGGCUCGCUUCUGGCUGUUCGUCCUUUUCGGUUGUAGUUUGGCGUUGGAACGAUGUAUUGUCCAUUGGACCGUUACUGAUGAAAACGGAUAUUUGCCAGCCGAUGAAGCCUCCAAAGAAAUGUAUUGGAGAAUAUGGCUCGUCCGCAAGGCUGCCAUGACAUUUUGCGUUCUAUUGCUGUCCUACUUCGCUUACAGCUUUCAGGACUAUAACCUUAUAAACAACAAUCUGUUAAUGCAAAUUCAGCGGCAAAACAUGGAGCUCAAAGGUUUUUUUGAAAGCAUCGGUGGAGUUGGGAAUGCAAAAACGAUGUCGUCUGAUGAGAUAGACUUCGAAAAGAAGAAAUUAUUGCUCGAUUUUGAAGACAGCUCUGAUAGCGAAUUCUCUUACGAUUCCGAGGCAAGCGAUGGUACUUACAUUCCAUCGGAGGAUGACGAUGCAUUCAUUACAGCCAAAUCACGGGCGUCCAGUGUGGUUCCCAGUCCAGACAUCCUGCACGUUUCUUUUGAUGAAAUUAAAAAGGAGAUCAAGCCCGAACGGUCUGCAUCACGUUCUAGCCAAAGCAGCCGUUGCAACACACCAGUCAUUCAGUCUUCUUAUAAUCUUCGAAGUCGCUCAAGUCUUCGACCUCUUAACACAUCUGCUGUGAGCAAUGACAUGAAAAAUGAAAGUCCAGAGCUGUUUGGUCGAAAGGUGAAAGAGAUGGAGCGCAUCGCACGAAACAAUGCUCGACAGAUGAUUAAGUCAGUAAAGAAAAAUACUCCCUCCUAUUUUUCCUCUGAUGAUGAGUAGCUGUUACUUUUAUUUAUAUUUUUUCUUUAUUCAAAAUUCUAAUUACUAAUUAACUUACAUCUGUACCUUAACAUCAAAGUUGAAACAAGCUUAAGCUCAUUUUUCGCUCACGUUUCCCACUUUGUUCUCGUGUAACUGAUUAGCGGGGAGAGUGUGACCGCGUUCUCUUAAUGGCGUGCUGAUUUCAAAUCUCUGCUUAACAUAUCCUUUAACUUUCAGCGCAAAUUUCAUUUCAAAUUCAAAUUUAUCACCACAUAUUUCGAUAUAUUUUUUAUCGCCAUCGAAGAAGUCGCUCAUUCAAUGAUAAUUUAUAUAUUAUUGUACAUAUUGGCUUACAUUCCACUAAAAAUAAAUGAAAUUGUUUUUUUUUAA